This is a messenger RNA of Scylla paramamosain (green mud crab), 2661 nucleotides long. RefSeq lists its product as uncharacterized. The transcript has 2 exons. Lineage: Eukaryota; Metazoa; Arthropoda; Malacostraca; Decapoda; Portunidae. The record is from RefSeq and is a predicted model, not a curated record. The coding region runs from base 338 to 1873 and encodes 511 amino acids.
ACAUCACAACACGACAGAUAAAGAAAUUUUUGUAUGAAGGAAGGAGAGAAAGAAAGAGAUAGAGGAAGAGAGAGAGAGAGAGAGAGAGAUGGGUGGGGGGGGGAAGGAGAGAAAGAGAAAGAGGUAACGGAACGCGUGGAAAAAUAAGUAUACCAUAACGUGACUCGUGUUUUCGCCCCCCCCCAAGUAUCCCAAGGUGAGACUGUAGCGCCUUCUCUGUUCACCCCUUGCAUUGUCACUGCCUCGAUCCAGUCACAGCAGCAGAAGCAGUAGUAGUAGUAGUAGUAGUAGUAGUAGUAGUAGCAGCAGUCACCAUACUAACGCCAAGUACCCCCAGAUGUGGCGGCAGGGAGUGGCAGCGUCAGUAGCAGCAGUGGUAGCGGUGGCAGGCGUCGUGGCGGUGCGGGGGGCUCUGGGCGACACUCCACCUAAAAACACUGAGGUCGUGCCGGCGCCCCACGACGCACGCGAGUCCAGGGGCACUUCGAACGACCACCACGACCACCACUACCCCCCACGACCCCGAGGCAGCGUCCUGGACAGCCUGAUAGAAUUGCACCUGGAGGAGAACGAGGACAAGGACAAAGACGAGGCCACACGACCCCCAAGGGCACCCUCAGAUCCUUCAGGCAUGGAAGUGGAUAUCCUGAAGGAGGUCAGACCAGCCAUACAUACUAUCCUCAGAAACUUACAAGAAGGGGACGAAGCUCUGGAGACUCCUGAAGGGACUCCUGAGCCUACACGUGACCCUCACAGCCCUGAGCCUUCCCUAGCAGGUGCCCACAGACCUUCCAUGGUGGGUUUUCUGGAUGGUCUCGGCAUGAACUCCUGGGGACACUUCAGGGACGUGACCAAAGGGUACCUCAACCUUCUGCAGCAGGAGUACGAGACUCAGGGCCUGAAGACACGACUCCCGCUAAACCUUCUUCGCUCUCUCCUUCAGGCGGGUGACCAAGUACAUCUGCUCAAGUCCUUCGGGGAGAAACUCAACCCUGACCUUCUAGGAUUCCUGCAGGAGGGUAUAGGACCGCUACUUGGCCCCGUGGCGGAGGCUGGAAGGGCCACGGGCGUCACUGCUGCAGUAGGUGAUGCCGUGACACGAGUGGCGAGGACGGCACUUCAACAUUUCAUCGACCACGUCCUUUGGGUCACGCGGAAGGAUGUCACACGGAAGGACCUGCAGGAUUUCCGGGAUGAGCUGCAGCUAAGGAUCCCUCUGGCCGCCGAAGGACUUGAUAUCCUACUAAGCGGGAAUUUAACUGCCGAAGGACCUCGAUCAUACGGAGGAUACACGCUGGGUGGGGGUUCCUACGGGGAGUAUGGGAGUCCUGAAAGAUAUGGGAGCCAAGGGGGACACAGUGGCUACGGCGGCGGCUCCUACGGGUACAGUGGAGAAGGGUACGGCAUGUAUCUUGAUCCGUACUUAGUGUUAGCAAGCAUUGGCGCCGCGGCCCUGCUGGCUUACAUCGGAUUCAAGGUUAUUGUUGCAAAAACCAUGAAGAGACGACGACGAAGUGACGACCAGCUAGACGAUUCGGAUCUCCCAAGAGGCCUCGUGGACACCUCAGGGUACGACUUCAAAGGGUCGUUAGGCUUCGCGGAGGAGCUGGACGACCUGGCGGAGGCUCUGAAUGGUUUGUGGUUGGAACGACAGCGCCACGACGACCCCAGGUGUGUGUCGUGCUGGGUGACGCGCUUCGCUGCUCACCACGACUCGGCACGACCUCCCCUCGUCCCCCUCGUGGUGUCACUUCUGGCACACCUGCUGGGGGCGCCGAGGUCAGGUCAACUCAUGGACCAGGCCACGCUACAGGUGCUGGAGGGACGGCAUGUCACCUGCCCACAUCCACCCAACACCUGUGACCUGCACUGACCUGGCAUGACCUGACGUGACCUUUGAAAGUGACCGGACAUUCUUGAUUUGUGGAUAUUCCGGAUUUUCUUAAUAUGUGGGCAUGUUUUUUAUACUGGUGGUGGAUUAAAAUAUGUGGAUAAACAGAGUUGCUUAAUGGUGGAUCAGGUAAUGAGUUCUCUAAUGGUGGAUAAGCUAUGGGUAAUUUGAUAGGGUGGUUUCUGUGGCGGAUGAAACUUGGGUAGGUUGGUGGAUAAGGCAGUUAAGUGGAUAAGAUAAGGGUGUUUCCUAUGAUGAAUAAAAUAUGGGCUGUUUGUUAUGGGGGUUUGUAUGGUGGAUUAAAUGGUGGAUAAGUGGAUGAAAAUGGAUAGGGUAUGUAUGGUGGAUGGCAAAAUGGAUAUCGUGUAUAAUAACUGAUAAGGUGGAUUCUAUGGUGGAUUUGACGUGGAUGGGAUGUUUUCUACGAUGGAUAAGUGGAUAGGAAGUGAAUGGGAGUGUUUACUGAGGUGGAUAAGACUUAGGGGUCUCUUUGAUGGUGGAUGAAAUAUGGUGCUUUAAAAUAGUGGACAGUAACCUUAUUUGGUGUGUUGUAUGGGUGGAUAAUAAGUGGAUAAGUGGUUUGUGUGUGUGGAUGAGCGAUUUCUAUAAGGUGGAUGAAAGGUAAUGUGUUUUUUUUAUUGGUGGAUGAAAAUUGUAUGGGUUACGUGGCUUGCUCUGUAUUGGUGGAUAAACAAUGCUUGGAUUAUGUGGGUGUUUUGUUUGGGUGGAUAAGAUAUGGGAUGUUUUUUUUUCUUUCUUUCUUUUUUUUU